Messenger RNA from Mytilus trossulus (common blue mussel), 1221 nucleotides. RefSeq lists its product as uncharacterized. Bases 181 to 897 code for a protein of 238 amino acids. NCBI's taxonomy places the organism in Eukaryota, Metazoa, Mollusca, Bivalvia, Mytilida, Mytilidae. The transcript has 3 exons. The record is from RefSeq and is a predicted model, not a curated record.
UCAGACUAGAAACGUGGAAGUAUCGUACCUGUUAUAUCGUAGAGUGUUAGUUAUCGAUGUUUUCAUUUAACUGAUAUAUUUUCGUAUUAAAAAAAUCUACCAAUUAAAAAACCGACUUGACAAUCUAUGGAUAGAUGAUUUUAUGUAAGCUUUGGUAAAAAUAUACAGAAAUGAGUAGCUAUGAUCUGUGAAAGUCUGUAUAUUAUUCUACUCUUUGGGAUCAUAGAAAGCUAUGCUACAUUCAGACAGCUUUCCGGAAUCUAUCAAAAUUCUUUUGAUGACAAAUACCAGGAUGUAAAUGCAGUUAGCAUUCAAACUGUUGGAUCACUUUUAGACUGCGUUGCACGAUGCGGCACAGAACAGCGAUGUUUGAGAAUAUUCCACAAUAGGAUAACGCAUAUAUGUAUUUUACAUUCGGAUCCGUUUACAUACACUGCAACGAAGACAGGUGAAGGAUGGAGGUCGUAUUUGACAAAAGAUGAAUAUGGUCUGUGCCCAAACAGUUUUUUCUACUACAGACAGCUACAGAUUUGCUAUUAUUUCAACCCACCGAUGACUGCAAAUAAAUUGGAUUUUUUAGGAGCGUGCAAUUAUUCUAACCAAGAGCUACUCCGUAUCGAUUCUGAAGAAAGACAGAGCUAUGUCGAAAUGGUGACAGCAAAUAUUGCCAUUGUCCAUCCCACAGGUAUUUGUAUACAAGGAACUAAUACAAUUGAUGUGAACAAUGCCUGGACAUUCUUCGACGGUACACCUAUGACAUUCUUCAAAUGGCUCCCAAAUGAACCUAGCGGACAAGGAUGGAUACGUAUAGACAGAGGCAGAGAUUAUUCAUGGGGAGUACCUCCAAGACCAAAUUGGUGGACAUGUACUUACAUGUGUGAAAUAAGGAUCAUUUGAAUAUUGACUACUGUCAAUCAACAUUUCAUUAUUUAGUCAAUUGUUUGUUCAAAGUCUGUUUAUUUGACCAAUUUGUAAUUAUUUGUAGUUUUUGUCUAUCUCAUUUUUCUUUCUCUACAAACACAGAAACUUUCACGAAUUUGCAGGUCGUCCUAUGCUUAUCUUUUCUGUAUUGUUGAACAUUUUGAAUACGUACUUCCUGCUCUAAAACUUAAACAGUUGUGCGACAUAUUUUUACACAUCUGUUUAGUUCAAGAUCUUGAAACACACACCAUAUUGUUAAAUACAUAUUAUAAAAAUAAAUGUUUUAAAAAUAAAUCUUGA